GUUGGGGGCCAAGUCCAGUGGCUUGGGAGGGAGCUAAGCCUGGGCGGAGGGGACCUGGACCUGGAGAUGGACACCGGGGGUGGGGGGGAGGGCCUGGCUUGGGGCCGGGGUCGUGGGGGGGGGGGGCGCUCUGCAUGUCGUGGGCAGUGGGCAGUGGGCAGGAGAGUGAGGGGUGACGAGCGUCGUGCAGGGUCCUUUUAGCAAUGGGGUUGUGUGUACAGUGUUCCAUCACUCUCCUUUGUCUCCUUUCCUUUCUCUGCACCCCACCUUCUGCAGCCUUCCCUCGGGGACACAUUCCGAGGGGUGGGGUAGGGGCGGAGCAUGCAAACCUGCCCCUUGCCCCACACCCGGAUCCCCUGGUGGUGUACUUACUGCCCCAAGUGACUAUAGGUCACCUCCCCCUCCCACUCCCUUUCCACUUUCCCAGUUUGGCUGACUUGGAUUCAGUGUCUUCCUGGACCAACUGAAGGGAUAUUCAGGCUAGCCUCACCCCAAACUCUAUUUUGUGUAUGGAUACCCUGCCCCUUUUUUGGUGAUCAUCCUAAUCCUGCUUGGGAUUUGCUUGUGAAUGCAGAGAGCAGGAUGGCUUCCGAGUUAAGCAGUGAUACAGCUUCUGCUCUUGCUUCUCAAGAAUCUGCUUCUGCUUCUGCCUCCUGUGGUUCUAACACAGAGGAAGGUCUCCCUGAUGGUCUCAGCCCAAGAGAUACAACUGUGCAGGAAAACAAGAGCUUACCUGUGUCAAUAGGAUCUAAUGACCAAGUGACAGCCAAGAAGAAUAGCAGAGAUGUUAGUUUGGAACAUACAAAAAUCAGUCCUGGUUCUUCAGCAGAUGACAUGACACCAACCACAGAGGACUGUGCAGCUUCAGGAGGUGACUUGGGAUCCACAACUCCUAAUCUUCCUGGAAAUGGUACCAUAGAAAUUCAGACUUUAUCCUCUGGUCCUGAAGCUUGUCAAUCUGAUUUGGAGAAUCUGACCAAUGUAGCAAGAGGAAAGGAACACAGGCACCUGAAACCAUCUCCUCCAUCUCUAGAGGCAAAGUAUCAUGUGAACCAUCAAACUACCUCCAGGAAUUGUUCAGAAGAGGAAUUACAAGCUUCUGCCCCACUGGAAGGUAGCGAAGAUACAGGCCUGGAUUACCGACCUCCACCAAAUGGGGAGAAUGGGGUUUCAGGAGACAGAGCUGGUCAGGAUGUGGAUCAGGAUGGCUCAUCCUUGAAGCUCUCUCAGAACAUUGCUGUGCAGACUGACUUCAAGACUGCUGAUUUGGAGGUGAAUACAGAUCAGGAUAUUGAAAAAAAUUUGGAUAAAAUGAUGACAGAAAGGACCCUGUUGAAGGAGCGGUAUCAGGAAGUAUUGGACAAGCAGAGGCAGGUGGAGAAUCAACUUCAGGUGCAGCUAAAGCAAUUACAGCAGAGGAGAGAAGAAGAGAUGAAGAGUCAUCAGGAGAUAUUAAAGGCCAUCCAAGAUGUGACCAUCAAACGACAAGAAACAAAGAAAAAAAUAGAGAAGGAAAAGAAGGAGUUUCUUCAGAAGGAGCAGGACCUGAAAGCUGAAAUUGAGAAGCUCUGUGAGAAGAACAGAAGGUUACUGGAAAAUCAGGAGGAGAAGGAGAAUAAAAUUGUUUCUCUAAUCGCAGAACAGGCUGAGGAAAAGGAGCUAUGGGAGAUGGAGCUGGACAAACUUAAGAGUCAGGAUGGUGAGAUCAACCGGAACAUUAUGGAGGAAACUGAACGAGCUUGGAAAGCUGAGAUCUUAUCACUAGAAAGCCGGAAAGAACUGCUGGUUUUAAAGCUGGAAGAAGCAGAAAAGGAGGCAGAACUGCACCUGACCUACAUCAAAUCAACACCUCCAACAAUGGAAACCAUCCGUUCCAAGCAGGAAUGGGAGACAAGACUGAAUGGAGUUCGGAUGAUGAAGGAGAAUGUCCGGGACCAAUUUAAUAACCAUAUCCAACUGGUGAGGAAUGGGGCAAAGUUGAGUAGUCUUCCACAGAUUCCUACCCCUACUCUACCCCCACCCCCUUCAGAGACAGACUUCAUGCUUCAGGUGUUUUCACCCAAUCCUUCCCUGUCUCCUCGGAUUCCUUUCUCCAUUGGGCAAGUUACCAUGCCCAUGGUCAUGCCCAGUGCAGACCCUCGUGCCCUCUCCUUCCCAAUGUUGAACCCUGCUAUCUCAAGGCCCAACCAGCCCUCCCCCCCUCUACCUGUUACCCAUGGAAGAAAUAGCCCUGGCCUAGCUUCUCUUGUUGGCCCCCAUGGUCCGCAUGUGUCCCCUGCUGCCUCCCUACCACCUCCACCAGGCUUGGGUGGUGUUAAGGCCCCCACUGAAUCUCACCGACCUCAACCAGUGGACAAACUAGAAAAGAUCCUAGAGAAGCUGCUGGCUCGGUUUCCACAGUGCAACAAGGCACAGAUGACUAACAUCCUUCAGCAGAUCAAGACAGCACGAACCACCAUGGCAGGACUGACAAUGGAAGAACUCAUCCAGCUUGUGGCUGCACGAUUAGCAGAGCAGGAGCGCUUGGCAGCGAGUGCUCAGCCCCUUGGUCGGAUCCGAGCUCCCUUGUUCCCUGCUCCCAUGGCCCAAAUAAACACUCCCAUGUUCCUGCCCUCUGCUCAGGUGUCCUAUCCUGGAAGGCCUUCACAUGCUCCAUCUACCUGCAAGCUGUGUCUAAUGUGCCAGAAGCUUGUUCAGCCCAGUGAGCUCCACCCCAUGGCCUGUGCCCAUGUGUUGCACAAGGAGUUUACAGAAGAAGCUAACACCCAAGAGAGGAUAAACACAAAACCGCGUUUACACAUGCAUCAAAAUUGAGAUGAGAACGCGUAAGUCUCAACUACGGUUCCCCCACCCUGGCUGGAUGUGUGACCCUGUCUCCUAUUUUGAGAAAGGUCUUUAUUUGGCCUGAUUACAGACACCCAGGAAGAGCAGCUCGCACGAGAAACUGGAAUCUAGAGAGAAGACAAAUAUGGAUAGAGUGAGGUAGGGGUUUAGAAUGGAGGACCCUAAUGGCUGAUUUCCAGAUCUUCUACUCCC
Messenger RNA from Monodelphis domestica (gray short-tailed opossum), 3036 nucleotides. Lineage: Eukaryota; Metazoa; Chordata; Mammalia; Didelphimorphia; Didelphidae. The record is from RefSeq and is a predicted model, not a curated record.